Molecule: messenger RNA, 2113 nt
Organism: Thamnophis sirtalis
Lineage: Eukaryota; Metazoa; Chordata; Lepidosauria; Squamata; Natricidae
Source: RefSeq, a predicted model, not a curated record
CGGCCUCAAGGGGGGCUCCUGGAUCAUCUCGGGCUGCUCCGUCCUGCGCGAUGGGCGCUCCAUCCUGGAGGAAUACGGGCAGGACCUGGAUCAGCUGGGGGAAGGCGACCGGGUCGGCAUCCAGCGGACGGCCAACGGGGAGCUGCGCCUCUGGGUCAACGGCCAGGACUGCGGCGUGGCGGCCACUGGCAUCCCACCCCGGGUCUGGGCGGUGGUCGACUUGUACGGCAAGUGCACCCAGAUCACGGUGGUGCCGGGAAACGCGGAGGAAGCAGAAGAGGGGGCCUCCCGCGAUGAAGCCCUCGAAGCGCCUUGCAACCAGAGUCGGCCGGAUAAAUUUCCCAGCAGCCUGGAAUCGGAGAACGGCUUCUCCAGCAUGGAGCUCUCGGAGGUGGUCAGCAACGCCAUCCUGUCGGCCUACAACGGGAGCCUCCUGAACGUCAACCUGGGCAGCCCCCCCUCGGACUCUCCCCCCGGCGGGGCGCCCCCCAUGACCUCCAACGACGCCUUGCUCUUCCACGAGAAGUGCGGCACCCUCAUCAAGCUGAGCAACAACAACAAGACGGCCGAACGGCGCCGGCCGCUCGACGAGUUCAACAACGGCGUGGUCAUGACCAACCGCCCGCUGCGGGACAAUGAGAUGUUUGAGAACGUCUUUGUGGUCCUCGAUCUCUACGGCCGGGUCACCUCCGUCUCCAUCGUCAGCUCCACCCUCCUGGAAGAGGCCGAGGGCACCCACCCCCCCUCGGUCGCCUCGGAGCCCUACAGCGAGGAGGAGGAGGAGCCCACCCCGGGCGAGAACGAGCUGCCCUCGGUGGCGCCCUCCAUGGAGUUCCUGGAAAACCACGGGAAGAACAUCCUCCUGUCCAACGGGAACUUGACGGCCACCCGGGUCUCCAGCUAUAACCAGGGCAUCGUGGCGGUGGCCCAGCCUUUGCUACAGCAGCAGCUCUUCCAGUUCCAGAUCGACUCCCUGAACCCCCAGUGGACCUCCUCCCUCUCGCUGGGGGUCAUCGGCAGCUCCCCGGAGCGGCUCAACUUCCCGGCUACCGCCUGCUCCCUCAAGCGCUCGACUUGGCUACUGCAGCGGGACUCCGUCUUCCAGAACUGCCUCAAGAUCUGCGAGAACUACGGGCCCAACCUGGACACCUUCCCCGAGGGGACGGUGCUGGGGGUCUUGGUGGACGCCAGCGGCUGCCUUCACCUGUACAUCAACGGCGUCGACCAGGGGGUGGCGGCCCAAGACAUCCCCAGCCCUUGCUACGUCCUGCUGGACCUCUACGGCCAGUGCGAGCAGUGCGGUCACUCAAGGGAUGGUCAUGCCUACUUCACGGAAGACCCCAAGCGGAGCCUUUGCUACUGCGAGUCGUGCCACAAGCUGCGAGGGGACGAGGCCUACUACAAGCGGGGGGAGCCCCCCCGGGACUACGCCUUGCCUUUCGGGUGGUGCCGCUUCAGCCUCAGAAUAAACCCGCGUCUGGAUGUGGCCAGCACCUCCAAGAAGUGGCACAUGGCCUACCAUGGGACGAGCAUCGGAGCCGUGCGCCGCAUGUUGGAUCAAGGGGAACUUGUGCCUGGGAGCACAUCGAUUCUGAGCUGCCGUCCGGUGAAGGCUGACCCGCAGGGAGGGGGCACCGGCAGCGGCCCCAACGGGGUCUAUCUGGAGGCGGAGGAGAACAGCGUCCAGGGGCGCGAGGAAGCCCACCACGUCGUCCUGUCGCCCACCCUGCGCUAUGCGGGACUGGAGCCUUUUGCCACCAAAGUGCAAUUCAAAGACCCAAAGUCUCACCGGCAGCACUCGGCCCAGGUGGCGUUGCAGGUCUGCGUCCGUCCCGGCUCCUACAAGAUUUGCCCCCCGACGCAGGCGGCCUCCGAGCCCGUGGACCCCCGCUUCAGCAGCGCCGAGAUCGAGUGGGUCACCAAGGAGAAAGGUGCUACCGUCCUCUUCGGCCUGCUGAUUCGCGUGGAGUGAGAAAGCCCCCCUCCCCUUGCCCUCUGCGGUGGAGGGGGGGGGGACACACGGGAUGCCGAAGCUUUUGCCAAAACGCCUCCCUCUCCUUCCGUGGGGGUGUGGGGCCCGACGACGGCACGGAAACUCCUGGAAACGGCACGU